Messenger RNA from Porites evermanni, 513 nucleotides. The record is from the annotation of a GenBank genome assembly. Lineage: Eukaryota; Metazoa; Cnidaria; Anthozoa; Scleractinia; Poritidae.
CUGUUCCUACUAGAGUGUUACACUAUAUUUGACUUCGAAGAUCAUGAUCUAUCAAAGUGGACUUUGACUGGUACUGCAUUCAAUAAUCAGCCAACAUACGGGGAUAUCCUAUCAGCCCAGCGGGGAGGGCAUUUUAGCAACCACAAAGGAGAUUGGUGGAUUGGUACCUUCGAGAAUCGGCCCAGUCCCACUCAUCCGGUUGGAUAUCAAUACGAUAGUCCUCAAGGUUCAAUGACGUCACCCGGUUUUUCGAUCACUGGAAAGUUCCUCAGGUUCCUGAUUGGAGGAGGCUGUGAUCGGAGUUUUCAAGACCUUCGUGCGGAGCUGAUAAUUGAAGGGCAAGUUGUUCUCGUUCAGACAGCUAAGAGGUGUGCUGAAGCCAUGACAGAGAAAAGCUGGGAUGUAACGAGUUACGUUGGUAAACACGCUCAGUUGCGGUUGAUUGAUCAUUCCUCAGGAGUGUGGGGUCACCUUAAUUUUGAUCACUUUCAAGCUUGCCAUAAACUGAUUUAA